Messenger RNA from Puntigrus tetrazona (Sumatra barb), 1632 nucleotides. RefSeq lists its product as uncharacterized. Bases 1 to 1632 code for a protein of 543 amino acids. The transcript has 4 exons. NCBI's taxonomy places the organism in Eukaryota, Metazoa, Chordata, Actinopteri, Cypriniformes, Cyprinidae. The record is from RefSeq and is a predicted model, not a curated record.
AUGUCUUGUGAUAAUGGAGUUCAGUCAGACCAUAACAGAGAACUGGCCUGGUCGGCCCGUUUAGCAGCAAAACUUGCUGCACCACAGCGGAAGGAUGCCACUUUUCAGUCAGUCAUCUGCAACUUUAUGUGGAAUUUGACAGAGCAGAGUUUGGAAGUGAUACAGGCAGCAUUAAGCUACCCGUUCUCCAGACAGCAAAUCUAUCAAAUGCUAACUUCCAUUGUAACAUCAGCUGCCACAACUACAACUGAUUUAAUACCAAAGCUGUCUACGAUAGUAGGAACGACUCCAUCUGCAGUUAUAAACCCAAACAGGCCUUCAGCCUCCUCGUCUACUGAGGAUAUUCAUCAGGACGCCUCACAAAGACCAGUGAUCCUGAAGAUGGAACCGAUUCCAUAUGUGUAUCCGCUCGAAUCUCUCUUCGGCAUCACGGUGGAUGGUCUCCUCAGCAGCGCCGACUGUGAUUUCGUCUACUCUCUGGAUAAAGACCGCUCGCGUUCCUCCGAACUCGCCGGGAUUGUGGUGGAGGAAGUUCUCCAUCGGGUGAAUGAGGUGAUGCACAACGGCCUCCUGAAGAUCAACGCGGCCUCUUCGCCGUGCUUCAUUUACUUCCGUCCUGACUGUUCGUGCACCGAUAUCGGUGAGUUACUGAUCAGUGGCGUCACCCGAAAGCUGAGUGUUUUGCAUUGCCACGUCUCCCGCGCAGUGGCCACGACAGCCAUCGGCGCGGUUCUCGCAGCGAUAGAAGGCAAACUCCCAUGCGCUCUCAGCCCGAGCCAUUGGGUGGAGGUCACGAGCAAUGUCAUUGACUACAUCGUGGAGGAUGUGAUUAGCGCCUGGUCAAACAAUCUGGCUGCAAGGUCUGGAACAUGCGAAACCGUCCCAGUUUUGCAACCGACUUUUGAGUCGUCUGAGGGAGGGAUGUCACUCAUCCUGUCGGAAUUAAAUCCUUCGUCAGGCAGCGACAGGCCAACAACCACCUUGUUUGAUUCGCUGAUGACCGCUCUAUACAUGUCGAAAUGCGGCGGUCACUUCAGCUCACAGGACAACAGUAAUACAGCCUCAGAGCGUCUGCAUCAAAAGCUCGCUGAUUUAAUGAACUGCAUAUUUCGAUGCCAGACGAGGCUCUCGAAGGAGGUCAGAAUGGCAGACUUUAUCCAUUAUUUUGUGGAGGAAGUCGUGCAACGGCUUUUUGUGUCCUCCGCUUUCCCCCGUCCCGCGACGCUCCCUGAAAAUAGCCCAGUGAUGCCCUUCAUCAUCAAGGAAGAGGAUUUCGGUCUGACCGUGGUGGAUCACCUGACAGAGCUGCUGGUCAGUCAAGUGUUCGAGUUGCUGGCAAAGAAAUUUCCAUCAAGUGAAUCGGUCGAGACUGAACGGAAGAGUCGCGACGUGUCAAUACAGGAGUCCAUGCCAGAACUGACCUUCACAGAGAAGUUAAAGAUGAUGAAAUCAAAAGUCCUUAAAAAGCUUAAGAAUCAUUUUAGAUCCAAGAAGGACAGCAAAAACAAAGACGACGAUGAGGAAACAACAGAGGAGAAUGCAGAUGGACAUACGACAGCUCCAGGACCCAAAAAUAAGUCAUUUUUGGGGUUCACAGUUUCCUUUUCCAUGAAAAUAAAGUAUCUUAUCUGA